AUGAGUGCCAAAGUCACCCGGCGAGGAGGUAAGAAGUCGAGGGGAGGUUGCUCCAGGUGCAAGCAGCAGCACUUGAAAUGCGACGAGCAAAGACCCGCCUGCGGCAGAUGUACGCGCCUGGGUGUGACAUGCCCUGGCUAUUCACAGUCGCUCAAAUGGUCCACAAAACACGAAGUAAACACGCCUACACCAGGCCAAGACGCUCAAGAUGACGAGGACGAGCAACCUUCAUAUACGACGAUUCAGCAAGAUUCCUUGCCACAAGCAGAAACUGCGGCUUUUUUGGAUUGGUCGGACCCGUCCUUUUCGCUGGAUCAACUGGCUACGUCUGAUCAGCAGCAGGAUGAUUUCACCGCGUUCGUCUUCCCUGGUCCGACAUUUGAGGCAUUUUCUCCCUCCAAUCAGACUUCAUUGGACAUAGACCAUCUGCUAUCGACAGCCGAGCAUAGUGCCACCGGGAUGGAACUAUCAACGACGCAGCGGCAACCUCGCCGUAAUAACGCACAGUCGAUGCUACGUUCUCUUGGAGCGAGGAUGCCAAGGUCUGCCUAUCAGGUCCACAGGUCUCUCAGAGACGAGCCAUAUGAACUGCUGUCGUACUACUUCAAGGUCGUGCCUCAAGUCUACUCUAUGUUCGACAGUGAGCGAAACCCAUUCCGAUCGGCAGUGUCGAAGUCCUUCGGCCAUUCACUGGCAGUCAACCUUGCUGCACAGAGCAUGGCUGCCUCGUACCUCGUGGAGAUCAAUCCAAAAUUCGCCACUAUCGGAGCGAAGCUAAGACAGCAAGCGCUUGAGGCGGUACAGAACGAGGGCGGGCAAGACUUCCAUGUUAUCCUGGCAUUGAUGAUGUCUGGGCCAACCGGCAAUUGGCAUCAACCACGAGAACUAGGAUUGACGGCCUACAAGGCUCUGAGAGAGCAUCUCGAAGCUAUGAUUGGGUCUGGCACUAUCGACGACAGCUAUAGCUUCUUUCAACAGGCGAUGGUCCAUUGGGAGAUGUACCUUGCCUAUGCAGCUGAUCCGGAGGCCAUACAACCAAGUCAGACUCUUAUGCUACCUGCGCCAUAUCUAGCCUCUCAACAGUCCGCCCACCCCUGGACUGGAGUUGCGCCAGAGACGUCAGCACUCGUUGGAUCGAUUGGCAGGCUUGUGCGAAAGAACAGACUACUUUGCCUCAACCAGCAGUUUGUCACGCAAUCUCAUAUCCAGCAGAUGGCUCAAGACCUGACCACGGCGCGGGCUUUGGAGGCUCAGUUGUUAGCUUGCCAGCAUCCCGACCCAGAGGACGUAGCGAGUACUGGAGACAAGUCGACUCCAACGUGGCACUUAACGGCCAUUGCAGAUCUUCAUCGAUACAUUGGCCUUCUUCAGCUGUAUCGUGUCUUUCCGGAUCUACUAUCGGAUCGUCUUGCUCAAGAUAGUGAUGUUGAUGCUCUGAUUGCCGGCUCAGAACCCGUCCCAGCGACCCAAGCCCAACGAAACGGGUGGCUCACUUCAUUUGCAUUGGAAGGGCUCAAAUUGCUCGAAAGCAUCCCACCAGAAUCCGGUACGAAAGAUUUUCAGGCGUUCUUGCUUGUGGCUCUCGCUAGUGAACUUGCUUGCGAAACCAAACCGACAUCGUCGAUGGACAUCAUCAACCAGUCAUCGUCCUUAGAAGAUACACUCAUCACGAAGGAGCUAGACGUAAACAUCAUGCGCAAAUUUGUGCUCGACAGACUCCACGCCUUACUCGGAGCAAUACCACCAAAACCCAUCCGAGUCUGUCUCGACAUCGUCAAGGAGACCUGGAGAAACAUAGACAAUGGGCAGCAAAAUGUGUAUUGGCUUGACGUUGUCAUUCAAAACGGCUGGGAAACGAUUCUUGCAUGA
This is a messenger RNA of Zasmidium cellare ATCC 36951, 1869 nucleotides long. RefSeq lists its product as uncharacterized. The transcript has a single exon. Gene Ontology annotation, biological process: positive regulation of transcription by RNA polymerase II. Lineage: Eukaryota; Fungi; Ascomycota; Dothideomycetes; Mycosphaerellales; Mycosphaerellaceae. Bases 1 to 1869 code for a protein of 622 amino acids. Gene Ontology annotation, cellular component: nucleus. Gene Ontology annotation, molecular function: transcription cis-regulatory region binding; zinc ion binding; DNA-binding transcription factor activity, RNA polymerase II-specific. The record is from RefSeq and is a predicted model, not a curated record.